AUUUUGACUUUUUGGUCAAAGUCUUUGUCCCGCCGAUGACCUUUCCUUCCUCUCCAAAAUCCAAAUCCCAUAUCUCAACCUAACCUCAUCAUCUUCUAGGGUUUCUAAUCAAACAAUCCUGCAACAAAAAUGGAAACAUCAGGAACCACCAAUCAACAAACCGACUCAAAAUCCUCAUUCAAUUAUCAAAAACUGGAAUCCGAAACACCUCGUUCAUGGAACGCCGGUGAUUUCGACCGCCGAUUCGCCUAUUCCCGCCAAACUUCAUUCCGCGAACAACAGCAGCCUCCUCACACGCCAGUAUCGAUCAUAUCUAACGAUUAUUAUUCAACAACGAAGAAGCCGUUGCUGUCUCGUAGUUUGUCUAAGAUUGUUGAUAUAGUUCCUGCGGCACCGAAGGUGUUUCCGCAGCAGUUAGGGUUUGGAGAUGAGAGAAUUUGGACGGAUGAAGGUUUUGUUGGAAGAGGAAGUGAUUCGGUUUCAGCGUUUGUGUUUUCUUUGUUGAGUGUUGUUAGAUCUGGAAAUAGAUUGAUGAAGAGAUUGGUUAUGUUGAUUUCUCUUAAUGUCGGUUGUUCGACCGCUGAAUUGGUUAUCGGUCUGCUAUCGGGUCAAGCAGGUUUGGUGUCUGAUGCAUUUCAUUUGACAUUUGGAUGUGGUCUUUUGACGUUUUCUUUGUUUGCGAUGGUUGCGUCAAGGAGAAAGCCGGAUCGAAUUUAUACUUAUGGGUAUAAACGAUUGGAAGUUUUGUCGGCUUUUACCAACUCUCUAUUUCUUUUGUUUAUGUCGUUUUCGUUGGCUGUUGAAGCACUUCACGCGUUUGUACAAGAUGAAUCUGAGCACAAGCAUUACUUGAUCGUUUCUGCAGUAACAAACUUGUCUGUGAAUCUCAUUGGCAUUUGGUUCUUCAGAAACUAUGCUCGUGUUAGUUUUGCUUAUAGAAAUGCUGAAGAUAUGAACCAUCACUCGGUUUGCUUGCAUGUCGUAGCCGAUUCCAUCCGUAGUGCAGGCUUGAUUCUGGCUUCCUGGUUAUUAAGCCUUGGGGUUGAAAAUGCUGAAGUUUUAUGUUUGGGACUAGUUUCAUUCACGGUGUUCAUGCUCGCGAUGCCACUUUUCAGAACGAGCGGUGGCAUUCUUCUUCAAGAGGCCCCGCCCAGUAUUCAUUCCUCAGCAUUGACCAAAUGCUGGAGACAGGUGGCUUCUCUUGAAGAUGUUAUUGAAGUAUCUGAAGCCCGACUCUGGGAGUUUGUACCGGGUCAUGUGGUCGGAUCAGUUUCGCUGCAGGUGAAGAAGGGGGUGGAUGAUCAACCUGUUCUUGGUUUUGUACGCGAUUUAUACCAUGAUUUAGGAGUACAAGAUUUCACAGCUCAAUUGGACUUGGCGGACUGAUUGGAACCUUGGUAAUACAGUUGAUGACGGUUAUAGCAAAUUUGAACACAGUUUAAAGAGAUUAUUACUUAUAAUUUAAUUGUUAAAAAAAAACUAUUCCUUUAGUUUUA
Molecule: messenger RNA, 1496 nt
Organism: Helianthus annuus (common sunflower)
Lineage: Eukaryota; Viridiplantae; Streptophyta; Magnoliopsida; Asterales; Asteraceae
Product: metal tolerance protein C2
Exons: 10
Coding region: 130-1386 (418 amino acids)
Biological process (GO): transmembrane transport; zinc ion transport; intracellular zinc ion homeostasis
Cellular component (GO): membrane; Golgi apparatus
Molecular function (GO): zinc ion transmembrane transporter activity
Source: RefSeq, a predicted model, not a curated record